AUGUCUCUAAAACAGGAGAGGAAGAUUGAUUCAUCUGCUCUGCAGAAGAUUGCUGCAGACAUGAGCAACCUAAUAGAGAGCCUAGAUACCAGCGAGCUCCACUUUGAUGGAGAGGAAGUGGAUUCUGAUAUCGUUAGUGACUCUAAAGCAACCGGUGCCUGCUUUCCUUUCUCUGCUAUUUAUUGCACAAAGGGGUUUAAAGAACCUGAGCUCCAAACAUACUUGCCAGGAUGUCCUAUAAAAGUCAAGGUUCUAGAAGUAGAGCGUUUUGCCACUUCAUCUACGUCAAAGACGUCAGUUAUGAGCAUUUACACAAUUGAGCUGACUCAUGCGGAAUUCACGUGGCAAGUCAAGAGGAAAUAUAAGCACUUCCAGGACCUACACAGGGAACUCCUACGAUAUAAAGCUUUCAUCCGUAUCCCUAUUCCCACCAGAAGCCACACAGUAAGAAGACAGACAGUAAGAAGAGGAGAUGUGAGGGCGAUGCCAAAUCUACCUCGGAAUGCUGAGAUUGUCAGAGAGGAGCAGGCCUCAAGCAGAAGGAAACAGCUGGAAGACUACUUAACCGCACUUUUAAAGAUGCCAAUGUAUAGAAAUUAUCAUGCCACAAGAGAAUUCAUUGAUGUGAAUCAGCUUUCUUUCAUCCAUGAUCUUGGACCAAAGGGCAUAGAAGGCAUGAUCCAGAAGAGAUCUGGAGGUCACAGAAUUCCAGGCUUAAAUUGUUGCGGACAAAGAAGUGUUUGCUACCGAUGGUCAAAAAGGUGGCUGGUUGUGAAAGACUCUUUCCUUUUGUACAUGAAGAUCGACACUGGUGCCAUUUCCUUUGUUCUAUUGGUUGAUAAGGAGUUUAACAUAAAGAUUGGAAAAAGGGACACUGAGACUGAGUACGGACUGCGGAUAGACAAUCUUUCUAGAUCUUUAAUCUUGAAAUGUAACAGCUACAGACAUGCCCGCUGGUGGGGACAGGCUAUUGAAGAAUUUGUUAGGAAGCAUGGUAAAAACUUCCUUACACCUCACAGAUUUGGUUCAUAUGCUGCCGUCCAGAAAAACACACUCUGCAAGUGGUAUGUCAAUGCAAAAGGAUAUUUUAAUGAUGUGGCAGAUGCUAUGGAAGCAGCAAAAGAGGAAAUUUUCAUUACAGAUUGGUGGCUGAGUCCAGAAAUAUUCCUCAAGCGACCAGUGGUGGAAGGAAAUCGAUGGAGACUAGACUGUGUCCUAAAGAGAAAAGCUCAACAAGGAGUCAAGAUCUUUAUCAUGCUGUAUAAGGAAGUAGAAUUGGCUUUGGGUAUAAAUAGUGAAUACAGUAAGAGGACUCUCAUGCGUAUACAUCCAAACAUUAAGGUGAUGAGACAUCCAGAUCACAUGUCAUCUUCUGUCUACUUGUGGGCACACCAUGAAAAAAUAGUUGUAAUUGACCAGUCUGUGGCUUUUGUGGGAGGAAUUGACCUGGCAUAUGGCCGAUGGGAUGAUGAUGAGCACAGACUCACAGAUGUGGGCAGUGUCAAGAGAAUUAUAGGAGCACAGUCAACUAAUGCCAUAAAUUUGGCCCUGUCAGAUUCCAGCCAUACCUUGAAUGGUGAAGACAAAUCUGAGAGAAAGACCAACUUCCAAGUAAAGAGUAGGCAUGGGGAAGAGGUAGUAGAUCACUCCAAGAUACGAGGAAUGGGAAAAUCCAGAAAAUUUGGUAAAUUCAGCCUGUACAAGCAGCUCCACAAGCACAACCUGCAACAUGCAGAUAGCGUCAGCAGUAUAGACAGCCAAUCCCACAGGGGAUCUGUGCGAAGCCUACAGACAGGUGUGGGAGAACUUCUUGGUGAAACCAGAUUCUGGCAUGGGAAAGACUACUGCAACUUUGUGUUUAAAGACUGGGUGCAGCUGGAUAAACCCUUUGAUGACUUCAUUGACCGAUACCAAACACCCAGAAUGCCCUGGCAUGACAUUUCUUCUGUGGUACAUGGGAAAGCAGCUCGUGAUGUGGCAAGACAUUUUAUUCAGAGAUGGAAUUUCACAAAGAUCAUGAAGCCAAAGUAUCGGUCUCUUUCCUACCCUUUCCUUCUGCCAAAAUCUCACAAAACAGCCAAGGAAUUGCCUUAUCAGGUUCCGGGGGCAGUGCAGGCUUGUGCACAGGUGAUCCGUUCUGCAGCAGACUGGUCAGCAGGUAUCAAGUACCAUGAAGAGUCCAUUCACAAUGCGUACAUCCACGUAAUAGAAAACAGCAAGCACUACAUAUACAUUGAGAACCAGUUUUUUUAUCAGCUGUUCUGACAAUAAAGUUGUGUUUAACAAGAUUGGUGAUGCAAUUGCUCAGAGAAUCAUCAAAGCUCACAAGGAAAACAAAAGGUAUCGGGUGUAUGUCAUCACUCCGCUCCUCCCUGGGUUUGAAGGAGACAUUUCAACGGGAGGAGGAAAUGCCUUGCAGGCUGUCAUGCAUUUCAACUACAGGACCAUCUGCAGGGGAGAGCAUUCCAUCAUUGAACAGCUGAAAGCAGAAAUUGGGGAUAAAUGGCUGAACUACAUAUCUUUCUGUGGUCUCCGAACCCAUGCUGAGCUGGAAGGAAACCUGGUCUCUGAACUGAUAUAUGUCCACAGCAAGCUGCUCGUUGCCGAUGACAACACUGUCAUCAUUGGUUCUGCUAAUAUCAAUGACCGCAGUAUGAUGGGAAAGCGCGACAGUGAGAUGGCAGUUAUUAUACAAGACACAGAAAUGGUUCCUUCAAUCAUGGAUGGCGAAGAUUAUCAAGCUGGAAAAUUUGCUCUGUCACUUCGCAUGCAUUGUUUCAGGCUUCUUCUUGGUUGCCUCAAUGAUCCCUCUCUUAGCAUCCAGGACCCAGUUAGUGACAGAUUCUUCAAAGAGGUUUGGGUGGCUACAAGUGCACGCAACACAACCAUUUUUGAUAAGGUCUUCAGAUGUCUUCCCAGUGAUGAAGUGCUCAACUUUUUUCACUUGCCAGAGUUCCUUUCAAAGCCAGCACUGACCACACAGGACCGUACCAAAGCACAGGAAGAGGUCCAAAGGAUUCGAGGGUUUGUGGUCCAGCUGCCAUUCUUGUUCUUGUCUGGAGAAAACCUCUUGCCAUCUGUGGGUACUAAAGAGGCCAUGGUACCCAUGGAAACAUGGACAUGA
This is a messenger RNA of Staurois parvus, 3124 nucleotides long. The record is from the annotation of a GenBank genome assembly. Lineage: Eukaryota; Metazoa; Chordata; Amphibia; Anura; Ranidae.